AUGGAAGUUGAAGAUGUGGAGAUAGAUCUUCUAACAAGAAGUGGUAAUGUAGAUGAGCUUUGUGAGGCAAGUACGAGUGGGAACGUUGCUCGUUGUUUAGACCAGUUUGCAACGGUUGGUGAGCCCAGAGAUGGGAUGGAAUUUGAGUCAAAGGAGGCUGCGUACUAUUUCUAUAGAGAGAACAAAUACAGAAUCCCAUUUACUCCUUUUAUUGGGGUUAGCCAUCAUUGUCAAUACGUGCUGCUUGGAUGUGCUUUGAUUGGAGAAGAGAUUGAGUCAACAUAUUCUUGGCUAUUUCGGCCGUGGCUUAAAGCAGUCGGUGGUCAUGCUCCUAGAGUGAUGAUAACAGAUCAGGAUAAGCUUCUAAGUGACAUUGUUGUUGAAGUUUUUCCAAGUGCUCGCCAUUUUAUUUGUUUGUGGAAUGUGUUGAGUAAGAUUCCUGAGAUGUUGAAUCCUUUUGUGAGUCAAGAUGAUGGUUUUAUGGAGAGUUUUAGAAAUUGCGUACACAACUCUUGGACAUAUGAACAAUUUGAAAGGAUGUGGUCAAAUAUAAUUAGUAAAUUUGAACUUAACGAAAAUGAGUGGCUUCAGUUGUUGUUUAGAGAUCGUAAAAAAUGGGUGCCACUUUAUUUUCAUGGGAUUUGUUUAGCUAGACUGUCUGGACCUGAAAGACCUGGCAGUGUCGCCUCUCAAUUUGACAAUUAUAUGAACUCAAAGGCUACUUUCAAGGACUUCUUUGAACUCUACGGGCCAUUUCUGCAGUAUCGAUCUAAUGUGGAAGCAAAGGAUUAUCUGGAAUCUCAGAGCAAACAGCCUACACUGAGGUGUUCUUUGGCUUUCGAGAAACAACUUUCCUUGAUCUACACGGACGCUGCUUUUAAGAAGUUCCAAGCUGAGGUACCGGGCGUUGUUUCUUGUCAACUUCGAAAAGAAAGAGAAGAUGGGACAACAACAAUAUUCCGCGUGGAAGAUUUUGAAGAACAGAAAAUUUUAUCUGUUGCUUUGAACAAAGAGUUGUUGGAUUAUAUACUAAAGCGUUGGUCAAAGGGAUGUAACAACAUAGAGGGCAAAAAAGAAAAAUGUGUCACUAUUCAUAACCGAAUGGCACGUUUUGAUGAUCUCUGUAGGCGCUUUGUUAAGCUAGGAGAAGCUGCAUCUUUAUCAGAUGAAGCCUACAAGACUGCUUUAACAUUAUUGGAGGAAACCAAGAAGCAUUGUGUUAAUAAUUCUCCCAAGCUAAAUGAUGCAACAAACAUGUCAGAAGAACUACCCCAAGAAACCGUUUUUUAUGCACAUGAACAAGUUAGCUCCAGAGCUCCUACGUUUGAGAAUUGUUACAUUCCUCAAGCAGUUAUGGAAGAGACCGAACAGGGAUCCCGUUUCUUAGCUGUUUCUUCCACCCAAGAUGGUUACUACGGACAUCCGCCAACCAUACAAGCCAUGGUGAGAUCCUUUGUCUAUUUCUCUUAUAGCGUUCAAGCUUUUGUUAUAACCUUACGUGUGAAUCUUUAUCACCGACCAAAAUUCAACUUCUUGACAUUUUCUGAUGAGGGAAGCAUGUAUUCACAACCAAGCAUCCAAGGAGCUUUUCAGGGACAAUCAGGUUUCAGGGGAAGUGUUAUUCGUGGUUGCUAUGACAUUGAAGAAACUCUCCACGACAUGACAAUGGAGUCCUCACAAUUUCAGGGCUCUGGUCCAAGCAAUCCGAGUAAUCACCGUAUGUUCAAUCAACAAUAUAAGCUCAAGAGUUCCUCGUCAAAUCUUCAAAGAUGUUGGAAUGCGUUUUGUACAAAAAUAGAAAAGGUCUUCUUAAACUGUGGAAUUGGCUUUGACGUAAAUCUUACUCUGAUUGGAAGAUGA
This is a messenger RNA of Camelina sativa (false flax), 1860 nucleotides long. The record is from RefSeq and is a predicted model, not a curated record. NCBI's taxonomy places the organism in Eukaryota, Viridiplantae, Streptophyta, Magnoliopsida, Brassicales, Brassicaceae.